UAGAGUUGUCCCAGACAAACCAUUGACGGCUUAAUCAAGCAGAGCAACAAUGGAGGUCGAUAAGAACUGCAAUUUUUGGCUUCCCAAAAAGAACCGAUUUUGUGCUAAUGCUUGCCUCCAUCAUUCCCUGUUCUGCGGCAACCACAAACCCAGGUCCGAUGACCAGUGGAUCCCAUGCCCAAUCGACCCUUCACACUCUGUACUUAAAGAAAAUCUGGAAGGACAUGUAAAGAGAUGCCCUUUACUGAAGCAAGUUCAAUCCUUGACUCUCCAACCUUAUUAUCAAAAGGGCAUCAAUUCUGGAAAUCAAACAGAAGAAGAUGGCAAAAUGAUUACUUCAGAGUUGAAGAGGAACGCUGUUUAUAGCAUGAGUGUUGCUCAAUUCUCUGAACUCAUUCGAAAAAUCGAGUCCCUUCAUGAAUCCAUACGCCACUAUAUUCGGGACUCGUAUAAGGUACCAGAAGCUUGCGGCAUUUGGAUUAAACGACAAGUUGACGGGAAAUUGCCAUUUCAAGAAAAGCAUGUGGCCCAACAGGCCUCGAUUCUUGCAAACCUGGAAGAAUUUGGGAUACUGGAUAAAAAUUCUAUUGAAAGUGAGGGGUUUGAUCAUGAUGGAUUCUUUGGGAAUGGCAAUGGUGUACCUGCGGUGGUUGAGUUUGGAGCAGGAAGAGGGUACUUGACACAAAUGCUGGCUGAUUGCUAUGGAAUCCAAAAGGUCUAUUUGGUGGAGAGGAAAUCAUACAAGCUAAAGGCUGAUCGAUCCUUGCGACAAAAAGAGAGACUGAUAUUAGAGCGUUUGAGAAUUGACAUUGAAGAUUUAAACUUGAAGGCUGUUGAGUCUCUACGGGGUGUUCCUUACCUAGCUAUUGGUAAACAUCUCUGUGGGCCUGCAACAGAUUUGACUCUGAGAUGUUGCCUCGUGAAGUACUGUGACCAAGAAAAUAUUCCAGUGAGCGAUGUUGAUACAAACCUGAGAGGUCUAGCUAUAGCCACAUGUUGCCAUCAUCUUUGCCAAUGGAAGAACUACAUAAAUAAGACCUACUUUUCAAAUUUGGGGUUCACAAAGGAAGAUUUCCACGCAAUCACAUGGUUUACCAGUUGGGCAGUAGAUGCUGAUCAUAGUUCAGAUAUUCUCGAUGUUAAUAAUUGCAGCCUGGAUUCCCAAUCCAUGGAGACAAAUUUUAGUGAGAAUAGAGGAGUUGAAGAAGUGAUAAGGAACAUGAAAGCAGCUGAAAGGGCGGCACUGGGGUUUAAGUGCAAGCAAAUAAUUGACAUGGGAAGGAUGGUGUGGAUGAAGGAAUGUGGAUUAGAUACACAGUUUGUCAAAUAUGUCCCAUCUACCAUCUCUCCUGAGAAUCAUCUACUUAUUGCCAGAUGCAUCAACCAUUUAUGAGAUCUUGUUGUUCUUCUGUGUUUUUUCUUUGGAUGAUAUUGUGCGGUCCUCGAUAGUCAGAUUACAUAACAGUCAGAUUACAUAACAAUCAUAUCUGAACGUUUUGAAAAAAAAAAAAAAAAAGAUUUAAAUUUAAGUGUAUCUCUGUCCAGAAUGGUGGUUCUUUUUUCUCUCUCUUUUUUUUUUUUCC
This is a messenger RNA of Morus notabilis, 1583 nucleotides long. Its product is annotated as tRNA:m(4)X modification enzyme TRM13 homolog. NCBI's taxonomy places the organism in Eukaryota, Viridiplantae, Streptophyta, Magnoliopsida, Rosales, Moraceae. The record is from RefSeq and is a predicted model, not a curated record. Gene Ontology annotation, biological process: tRNA methylation. Bases 50 to 1393 code for a protein of 447 amino acids. The transcript is spliced from 9 exons.